Molecule: messenger RNA, 729 nt
Organism: Cucurbita maxima (winter squash)
Lineage: Eukaryota; Viridiplantae; Streptophyta; Magnoliopsida; Cucurbitales; Cucurbitaceae
Exons: 2
Coding region: 144-491 (115 amino acids)
Source: RefSeq, a predicted model, not a curated record
UUGAAGUUUAAACGCAAAGCAUAUUCUCGUGGCCUGCGACUCGGGAUUCGGUCAUCGGUUCGCAUUCUCUCUCGUAGCUCAAACCUUUGAGGUUUCUGUCUUCCCUUCGCCUUGAUUUUUCCGGCAAUUGGAAAACGAAGAGGAUGAAGAGAUCCGUGAGCGCUUCCAGAGUCUCCGAUAAGGUGUUGUUGAGUUCGCCGUCGUCGUUGUCGUCGUUGCAAUCCGCAGUCUUUAGAUCUUCGAGUGUGAGUUCCGGCUUGGACUCAGAGCUUUACCUACCGACGUAUAAUCCGUUCUCUCACGCGGCCGAAAAAGAACGUCGCCGUCUUAAGCUUGCCAAGAUCUUCAUCCACUUCAUUCCCGUCGUCGUCGUCUUCUGCGCCGUCGUUCUCUGGUUCUUCUCCGAUCCAGAAGGAAGGGGGAUUGAUGGGGAAGUUGCUGUGAUGGCUUAUGGAAAACCGCCGAAGGACUUUAGAAUAAGGAUUUAUUAGCAUAAAUUAAAGAUUUCUCACCGUCCUAGCGUAGUACUUAUGAAGUUUGGAGUUGGAAUCAAUUGAGCAUGUUGUCUCUAUGUAGCUAAUAAAUUUUCGAAUGAUAGUGUGUGUAUAUAAACUUUGAAUGCAUUGCUCUCUAAUAUCAUGUCAUUAACUUGGUAUCUCUUAAAUGUUCGGAUAUUGUAUGAUGCAAGUAAAAGGAUACAUGAAUUGAGUAUUCCCUGGUUAACAGUUA